Messenger RNA from Anolis sagrei ordinatus, 5897 nucleotides. RefSeq names its product decapping mRNA 1A (gene DCP1A). The record is from RefSeq and is a predicted model, not a curated record. NCBI's taxonomy places the organism in Eukaryota, Metazoa, Chordata, Lepidosauria, Squamata, Anolidae. Gene Ontology annotation, biological process: deadenylation-dependent decapping of nuclear-transcribed mRNA; positive regulation of catalytic activity; deadenylation-independent decapping of nuclear-transcribed mRNA. Gene Ontology annotation, cellular component: P-body. Gene Ontology annotation, molecular function: mRNA binding; enzyme activator activity.
CUCCCCUCCUUCCCUUCCCCGCCGCGGCCGAGGUCCCGGAUCCAAGAUGGCGUCGCUGAGUCAAGCGGGGCAGGAGAUGAGCCUGGCGGCCUUAAAGCAGCACGACCCCUACAUCACCAGCAUCGCCGACGUGACCGGCCAGGUGGCCCUCUACCGCUUCAGCCCCAAGGACAACGAGUGGGAGAAGACUGACAUAGAAGGUACUUUAUUUGUAUAUAAAAGGUCUGCUUCACCUUACCAUGGGUUUACAAUUGUGAAUCGAUUGAACAUGCACAACUUGGUUGAGCCUGUAAACAAAGAUUUAGAAUUUCAACUGCAUGAACCUUUUCUUCUGUACAGAAAUGCUAAUUUGUCAAUUUACAGUAUCUGGUUCUAUGACAAGAAUGACUGCCAUCGAAUAGCAAAACUCAUGGCCAAAGUAGUACAAGAAGAAACACAAAGAUCCCAACAGGAUAGAGGAAAUAUCAGUAGGAUUAAUGGAUGCACUGAUAUUCUAGAGAUGCUAAGCAAAGCCAAGGUUGAAUAUGAACGGAACCAGAAAGGUGAUUUAAUCAGUGUGACACGAGAAAGUAUAAAUUCCACAAAGGCCGAAAACGCAGAGACUUCGGAGCAUGGGUUAUCGAUGCUAUUAAUGCAAGACCAUCCAUGUCAAUCCAUACCUAAACAUCUAACAGUGGAAGAAUUAUUCGGAACUUCAUUACCAAAGGAACAAUCUGCAGUUCCCUGUUGUAAUCCAGAGAGAACAGAGAAGGCUGACACCUCAUGUAGAGAGCACAGUUUACUUCUACCUUUUUCCUUUGAACAAUCAACCGUAAUCCAUCAGCCUAUAGGAAAGCUGGACUGCCCAAGCUUCAGAAGUAAUGCUUCUACCUUACUGCCACUGGAGUGCAUGCCACCCUUGCUAAUUGCCUCGCCUUCUGUUUCCCAGUCUGAAGUAAAUAAAGCUUCAAGCUAUACUGGGCAGCUAAGCCCUAUAGUUAAUUCAGCCGUGGCAACAGAAACUCCAUGUGCAAAUAUGCUUCAGAGCAUGAGUACAAACAAUAACAUAAUGCAAGUGAUGCAGCAAGCAGCCAAGCAGGUACCUCCACUUGUGAAUCAAUCAUUGUCUGAUAUGAAUCACAGUCCACAAAAUAGAACUCCUGUUCAAAGCCAGUUUGUAACAUCUUUGUCUGCAACAAAUACAGGAGACACAUCAAACACACCACUUCCAAAUAUGGAUCUUCUUCAGAAACUCAGGUUGACCUCUCAGCAUGAUCAAAUACAGCAGUCACUUAAUAAAACCCCAGUAGCACCAAGCUCUUCAUCUGCCAUUAGUCAGUUGGCAACACCAGAUUGUUUCAAGGAAUCCCACAACAAGCAGCAGCCACUGACUGGUAAAAUUAUUCCAUCUGUGCAGGUUACUCAGCAAAACAAGGAGCUUGAAACAUUUCCACAUCACAAAGCUUUGUCAAAAGGAAACCAGGUUGCUUCUCCACAGUUUGCUGCAGCUACAACCACAGUGGUGCCCUCAGUCCUCUUGUCACCAAGUAUGUUCCAGCAGUCAGCUUUGAAAUCAUCUGAAACUGAAAGCAAAGUUUGUUCCUCUUCUCCACCUGCCCUUGGAGCAGUAGAUGUUCAGGCAUUCCCUCCAACAGCUCUUAGUAGAUCUCAGCUUCAAGAAACUUUAAUACAUCUAAUAAAGAACGAUGAGAAUUUUCUCAGUACUCUUCAUGAAGUCUAUUUACAAGUUUUGACCAAGAAUGCAGACAGCAUCAAGUUAUAACCGUUGUGAAUUCAACUCUACUGGAUCGCAUAUCUGCUUCAGAAACAAUUAUGCCUCAUCUGUAAACCUGUACUCUUUUUGGAGACUGUUUUUAGUUCUGGAACUCUUGGUUUUAGCUUCCUAAUAUAGCUUGUUAUUUAGAAGAAUUAGAUGAGUAAUGUUCGCAGAAGUGAUAUAGGUUUCACUGUGACAAAUCACCAGCAGGCUUUUAUUUCUGUAUAGGAAAAGUGGUCUUUUCAGCACAUUUGUUUUCAUGGCUUUGUGUAAUGUGAAAGUGUACUAAUUUACACAUACACAAAGACACCGGAAUACUUAGUACAAAUGAUUUUUUUUUUUUUGCAUUACAUUGAAAAUAAGAGUUCUGAAACCAGCUGCUAAUUUACAACAUACAGGUAACUGUAGGGCUUUGGAAAAUAAUGGAUAUGCAAUGCAAAAAUUCUGCUUUUAGCCUUAUAACUGGAGGGCCUUAGGGUAUUACUGACUGAUUUCCACAGAAUGCAGAGCUAAUAUGCAUAUUCCAUUUUCUUUUACUAAGGCAGUAUGAAAACUAGGUGAAAAUGUACCUGUGAUGAUAUCUUUAGUGUGGUGUUUUUGGUAGUGGUACAGUUUUAAAACAAAUAGUUUUUAAACAUGAAUGGAUAGAACAUCAUUGUGGUUGCUUUACCCAGUCAUCCUCCCCUGUGUAAGUACAAAUGGUUGAAGAGGGUUUUCCUCUAUAAAGGAUGGACUGAUUCCAGAGAGGUGUGUGUAAUUCAUUCAAGAGGUGGUGUUACAUGGACAAGUGUGGUCUUAGAUUCUCCCCAUUUUUUUCCAGAUAUGAGCUAUUUUCAGAUAUGGGUUAAUAUUUCACUGUUAAACUGCUGUAAAGAUCAAACUUCUUCACAAAGAAAGUCAGAUUCUGAUCUCCAUUCGUUUUAUAUGCUGCUAUGGGUCUCUCCAUGACUAGUAUUUAUUUCAUUAUGGCAUGUAAUAGUAGCUAGCAAUACUCUAAUAUAACAUAGACUUCAAUUUAUUCAAGCAAUAGUAAUUGUUAAAGGCUACUCUUUUCUGUCUCUUGGUAGUAAUAUCUUGGUUUAAUAUUUUUAAAAGAAAUUUUGUAGUCCAGUUAACCUGCACUGCUUAUGUUUCAGGGCACUGAUAAAAUGGUGGAAGAACAUCGUUUUGGUUCUCUGUUAUAAGAACUUUCCUAUCCAAGCCAUUCAAAUGCAUAGGGAUUCAAAAAACCCUUAUUUACUGAGAGUUUACAAUGGAAACAUAUUGAAUUAGAAUAUAUAUAUAUUACUCUUACAGAUUUAACUGGGGGAAUGGUGGCAGUGUCUUUAUCCAGAUCUUAUUUACUUCAUCAAACAAUUUUUGUGCUAAAUUUAGUUUUAACCCCAACUAGAAUAGACACAUUGCAGUCAGUGACACUAAAUAAGUGAUGGCUAACAAAUCAGAUAUUUGUUUGAAUAGGUCGUCUUUAUAUUUCUAUCCCAUAGCUCCACCAUUAAUCAGUGUUUUGAUAUAAAUAGUGCAUGUUGAUUUUUUUAAUGCGUCAAAAUGAUUUAAGUGAUUUUAGGUGGAUGUUUUUAUGUUUAGCAAACUGCCUUUGGAGAGAACCUCUUCAGCCUUUGAACUCAGUGUUUCUAGUUAUAUAAACAUAGUAUUUUAUAUUGGAAGAGUGCAGAAUUCAGGGAAAUGUGUUAGUAGUGACAUGAACAUUCAACCAAUAUAUUGGCUUUAAUGGUGAGAUUUAAACAUGUCUUUUCAGGCUUUCUAGACUUUUUGUAGGAAAUGUGAGAACUGUCUAUUUGUAUGCUGGACAUUUAGCAAAUCACCCAUAUUUACGUAUCAGCAAGAAAUGCUUGCUCAUUUUAAAUAGCCUGUUCCUUAGCUUUUUUGGGAUAGUGCCAGUGGACUCAAAGCCACUCAUUAUUUUUCAGUACAUUGCAAGUGUUUGUAUUACCAUACCCUCCCCCCCCCCCCAAACCAAAUGUAUACCAAGCUUCAUUUUUGGAUGGCAAGCACUUAGCUAUUGGUAAUUAUUCUGAAUGGGAAAAGAGAUACUUCUCAACCAUGAAGAAGAUUGGUGGUGAAAGAGCAAGUUAGGCACAGUGAUAAUGAAGAACUAAAAUUGAUUCACAGCCUUUCAAACAGGCAUUAUAUCCAAAGACAUAUAGAAGUGAAACUGUAAAGAUUUUGCUGAUACUGAAUGUACUGUUACUGUCCUAUGUUUUCAAAGUUAAUAUGAAAGGGAAUACUUCAUUGACAUUUCCAGUUGUUUUUCUCAGUACACUUUAUACUUCUAUUUACCAUUUUGCAUUUUAAUUCCCUAGAAACCUCAGUCAGUAGCUGGCAGAUCAGAGUUCUCAAGUGUUAGAGGCAUGUACAAUAUCAAGAAAUAGGUCUCUGUUCCCAAAGAGAAUGUCCUUAGCUAGAAGUUAUAAUGAAAGUUUAUUUUUUGAUUACAGGUUUGUUUCAAUCUUGAAUUUAACGCACAUCAAUGUUACAGCAUUUAUGUGGGGAAACAGUUGUACUACACCAUACAAAGCACUGUUAGCAACAUUUGAUGUACCACACGAGUGCUCUUAUUGCUUGCCGUAAUGUGACUAAAAGUAAUGAAAAACCUUUUAAGCAUUGUUUUGGAAAACAAACUUGGCGCGAAAGUUCCAAAUGUUUACAAAAUGUAGAAAUGACCCGACAGCUUUAGUCUGGUUAACCUUAACUUUUUUUAGUCUAAGUUUGAAUCUGUAACAACACAUUUUAGUUUUGUUACCUGCAUGCAAUAGUACCAAAUGUGUAAUGAACCAACUUGAGCCAUUUCAUUUGAAAUCUUUUGGUAAGGCAUUCUGCAUUUCUUCAAAGUGGAUGGUAUUUUUAGACUAUAUCCCCAAAUGACUAUUCACUAUCUAAGCAUGUAUUUUUUGUUAUCUAUAUGCAGCUUUUUGUUAAAAUACUUAAUAUUUGUCUACUCAAAAGUGGCUUUAAAACAUGCAGCUUAUUCAAAAACGGAUUGCUGUAUUAUAGGUCAAGGUUCUAACAACUGCUCCAUUAACUAUUUAAUAGUAUUUCAAAGAUGUGCCUAAUGGCUAUAUAUUUGUGGCAGACCUUACAUAAAUUAAUCUGCAAAGAUCUAUGGCACAAUACAAAAUGGAAGGGCAGCUUACAUUGAUUUUCUGUUAUGAGAUGGAAUUUAUUCAUACUACCAACAUACUAAUUUCUACUGUUGCCUAGAUUUUGAGUUUUCUUGGGUUGGUGCAUUCAUGGAACCCACCAAUGCCAUCUAGGUAAGGCAUAGUUUUUGAGAAACAGUUCGGGUAGAGUAUUUCAUGUGGAGUAUUUGGACACACACAAAAAAAAAACCCAGCCACUUGUUGGCUACUGAGUUGCUUUUUAAAGCAUAUCUUAAAGAGGAAUGUGUGCAAUAUAUAUUUCACCUCAAUUUUUGCCAUCUUUGUGAAAAUGUUAGGAUGCAAUAUCUUCACUUUUAAGUGGGAAAACAAUUGCAAUAAUCUUCCCCUUGUGAUUUGUUUUUGUAUCAAUUUAACAUUGUGAGCACAUGGUGGUUCUUUGUUUUUAAAAAUGCACACUACUAUACUCAAUGUUUGGGUUUUCUGCUUUAAUUUGCACUCACGUACAUAUUAAAGUUUGGGUUGCUUCAGAUCUUUGAGGUUUUAAGCAAUAGCUUAAUCGGAAAGAAUGGGCAUGGCAUUUUUCAAAGGUAUAGCAUACACACCUGAAGAAUUAUUUAAGAUCAAAAGAACCCUAGUUUUGUGGGAGACUCAGAAAAAAAAAAGCUCUAGCGACCACUGGGGUAAGUGGACUCUUAUGCAGCUUUUUAUUUUAAGUGGUGCAAAUUGUUUGCACAGUUGUAGAUCAGAUAGUUGGGCAUAAGAAUAUAUUGUUCCUAUUUGAAUCUUCAAAGUGUUGAUGCUGAACCUCUGCCAGAAAGAUUUAUGCCCAGUGGUUUUUGAGCUACUUUUUAACUGUCACCAUAAUGCAUCAUUAACAUUUCAGUAUAUGGAUAUGUGAUUUGUGCCAUCUUAUUACGUUGGCAAAUAUUAAGUUAUUGCAUAAAUGUUUAAGAGAGAACAUUUUUCAUUAAAAAUUUUGUAUGUUUGCAAAUAUAUUUUUGUAAUAAAACUUCAAAGACAAA